Orussus abietinus is the source of this 1337-nucleotide messenger RNA. RefSeq lists its product as uncharacterized. The record is from RefSeq and is a predicted model, not a curated record. The transcript has 6 exons. The coding region runs from base 169 to 1263 and encodes 364 amino acids. NCBI's taxonomy places the organism in Eukaryota, Metazoa, Arthropoda, Insecta, Hymenoptera, Orussidae.
GAAGAUAUCCUCGAAAAAGUACAUCAAUCUUUAACGAAGUGAAAGCACGAUAUUUCAUGGCACAUCGUUUUUCCUUCCUCUUUUCGAAGCCUUAGCCGAUGACUCUUCGAAGAGUCACUUUACAUUUUUUUUUUUAUUUAUUCCAUUCAGGUGCGCAAUAGUCUGGACAUGGUACCGACAUUAGAAGGAGUCGAAUGUUUGGAAUCUCAUGUAAAAUCAAUUUCCAAAGUGUUAGAGGCCUUGCCGACUGGUAUCAUAUCCAGGAAGCUCGAAGUUCUCUCCUGUAUCGUUAAAAAUGGAAAUCCCGCUCUGAUGUACUGUCGGCAGCCUUUAAUAGGGUCAACUGAAAAGAAAUCAAUUCCCGAGAUGGUCAGUGAGUUUUUCAAACGCCACGAAGACUCGAAGAAUCGGCUGUGUCCUUCCCUGAGGAUUUGCUACUUUUGCCGGAGUGCCAUCAGCAAUGCAAAUCGUCACUGGGAAUUAUUCUGCUGCGAAGACGCCAAACAUUUGCACCGAUUGUGGAAGAGAUGGACCUUGAAGAGCUCGACCGGAAACGCUCGUUUUGGAGAGAGAGUAAUGCAACCUUGUAAUGUACUUUAUGAUAACGAAGAAGACGAUUCCAAUGGAGAUAACAGGAGGAUCGAAUGUAAUUACCGGGGAUCUGAACGAGAGAGACACGAUCUUAAUGGAAAUCGGAAUCGCGGUUUGAGCUUGAAGAAAGAAAAACUUUUCGCCGUGGGUCCACGUGUCGAGAAUAAAGGAACAUUCGGAAAAGUCAGGACUAAACGAUUACACGAUGACGAUAACAGGAUGCCUUGGAGUGAAGCUAUCAACGACGUUGACAAGGGAAACGGUAAGAUGGCUUCGUCGAGCAGAAGCACAGGGACGAGGGAAGCGAUCGGCGAUGGGAAUCCCGGAUUUGAAAAGUCAAAAGCAAGAAGCAGACAACGUGAGGUCGACGACGAGCGUCCCCAUACCGUGAACUCGAUCCACUAUCAGUUAUCAAACGACCUUUUCGUAAAGCUAGGGUGGACCGUCCUGCCGACGGAGAAGACGAUGAUAAGAGUCGUCCAAUAUCAGGCGUACCUGUCGAAGCCGCACAUGAAUUGGUUCAGGAGAUAUGCAAAUCUCGGUAAGCGGUACUACGACGACGGAGUCGGGACUUUCCUGCACUUUCGCGAAGACGGAUCCGGCGAGGUCUUCUAUCCGAACGGGAAGACAGCCGUGAAGGUGUCAACCCCCAAGGGACGAUGCUGUAAUUAGCCGAUGAUUCUUCGUUAACUAUUUAUGAAGUCUUCCCAGCUAGAAGUGAAAAUUCUAAUCGAUUUUAAGACGAU